GGAGCACAUCUAGACACCUUCAUGAGUACCUGGGUUAAUAUGGAAAUACCGAGGACAGACUACAAACUCCGAUCUGUGCAUGCAAUCUUUUUACUUCUGGUGGUCAGUUCAGUAUUACUUGGGUUUAGUUACCUCAAUGAGAUGUAUCAAAGGAUCCAACUUCAGGAAAUGAUGGAAAGACAAGCAAAACAUAUUGAAGCAGAGAGAUCGAUUAUAGAACACAAGGCAACUCUAUUACAAGCACACAUAGAAAAUAGGAAUAACGAGAUGAAGAGGCUGAAAGAUGUGCAUGCAUUUCAACUAGAGAAGCAAAAUUCAAUCUGUGAACAAGAAAGGAACAAUCUACUACAGACUAUUUCAUCAAAGAAUUAUACAUUAACUGAAGUGCAAACUGGAUACAAACAUUUGAAGCGGCAUUUUGAACAUCUUCAGUCUGUAAUGGCGCAGUUUGAAAAGAAUCAAUCACGACUUCUGGAAAAAUUUUCAACUCAGUCGACUCAGUGUAUGAAUGUCAUUAAUAUGAUAAGUAAGCUGUGUAAUAAAGACAAAGUGAUCCGAAAAAUAGCACAAGUUACAAAGCAAAAUGAAACACAAUCAAGCAAAACUGAAAAGAAAAAAAACACAGGACUAUUAAAUACCACUACACCUACAAAGGACACCACAAUGGACUCAGGUAAUGAAACACAAAGUCUGAAGGCCAUGCAGGAAUUACAAGAAUUGUUUUCAGAACUAAACAAGACAAAUGGUAUGAGAGAUAAUGAAGAAGAGAUUAUGAAACUGGAGGACACAAGGAAUCAGGCAGAAAAGUACAUCUCUAAAUUGCAAGCCGAAGAGGGCAGAAAUAAUAAUGAAACAUCUGAUGAAGAAGACCUAUCUAAUAAUAUGCUAAUACAAGAACAGCAAACAGGAAGUAAUGAAAAACCUCCUGCUCUAAAGGAGACUUCAAAGUCUGAAAAACCUAACCAAAGUAAGACUAAGAAAGUCAAUAAUUCUUACUAUCCCAUGUUACUAUCAAAAGAUAAAAGUCUACAAUUGACAAAUCGAAACGACAUAAGAACAGAUGAAGAAGUUACUGAUAAACCAUUAGAAGACAUUACAGUGGGCGAAGAUAAUGUUAUAAGUGAGGACAAUGCAUAUAGCACAGAAAACAAUCUGGACGUUCAAAAAAAGAAAAUAAAGAAACUAGAUGAGUAUAUUAAUAAAGCAAAAGGAGAAUCUGAGUAUGAACAUCAAAGAUUAACAAAAGGUUUGGAAUUGAAUGACCAAGAAAUCUUAGAGAUAAUGUCAUAAAACAAAUAGAGGGACAGGAGGCUGCCAUAGAUUUAAAGGGAACCUGUCACCAGUUUUAUGGUGUCCUAACUAAGGGCAACAUAAAUAAGUGACUGAUUCUCUUCAAAAUGCUGGGUCACUUUCUUUAAUUGACCCAGUCAAU
Messenger RNA from Bufo gargarizans (Asiatic toad), 1432 nucleotides. RefSeq names its product early endosome antigen 1-like. The record is from RefSeq and is a predicted model, not a curated record. The coding region runs from base 22 to 1290 and encodes 422 amino acids. NCBI's taxonomy places the organism in Eukaryota, Metazoa, Chordata, Amphibia, Anura, Bufonidae. The transcript is spliced from 7 exons.